This is a messenger RNA of Pieris rapae (cabbage white), 2697 nucleotides long. RefSeq names its product histone-lysine N-methyltransferase eggless (gene egg). Bases 1 to 2517 code for a protein of 838 amino acids. Gene Ontology annotation, molecular function: zinc ion binding; protein binding; histone H3K9 methyltransferase activity. The transcript is spliced from 20 exons. Gene Ontology annotation, biological process: heterochromatin organization; negative regulation of gene expression. The record is from RefSeq and is a predicted model, not a curated record. Lineage: Eukaryota; Metazoa; Arthropoda; Insecta; Lepidoptera; Pieridae. Gene Ontology annotation, cellular component: nucleus.
AUGGACAUAACAGUAGUACAAUUGUCUACGGAGAACGCACCGCCGGAUCUGCCACCUGUCGGCGAACUAGAACGAGCACACUUAAGACCUGGAAUGCCAGUGUAUGCCAUGAGGAAUAUGUUUGGGACAUGGGGCAAAGCGCAUAUCGUUGAAGUCAUUGGGGCGUCGAGUUCGCCAUUUUCCAUGUGUCGUAUCAAAUUCGAUAAGUCCCAGAAGAAUGUGUAUAAGACGCUCAGCGCACGAAAUUUGGCUUAUUGCGAACCAGCCAAUGCGAGGAUGACUAUUGGUACACGGGUCAUAGCGCUGUUUCAAGGAUCUGUUGAGGUUGGAAAAGACAGCAAGCUACGAGAGAAGUUCUAUUCUGGUAUUGUGGCUGAAGUCCCUAAUCCUGUUAAUAGCUUCAGAUAUUUAAUAUUCUUUGACGAUGGCUACGCCCAAUACGCGACCCAUGCCGACACGCGUCUCGUCUGUGAAUAUUCCACUCAAGUGUGGGAGGAAGUUCAUCCAUUUUCGCGACUCUUUGUGAAGGCCAACGAGACAAUUAAGACUGAGUGGAAGGACAAAUGGUGGCCAUCAAAGGUUGUCAAAGUAGAUGCGUCGCUAGUUCUAGUGCAGUUUCUAAUGGGUGAAUCUAAGGCUAGGCUGGAAUGGAUUUAUCGUGGUUCCACUAGACUCGAACCCCUUUACCGCGAGAUUCAGGCUGCGGGUAGACAGCGGCAGAGAGCUAUGCCGCGACCGCAAACGGUUUCGAGGCCAAAUAUGCCGAUUGUGGAGUACAUGCGAUCAGAUGAACAAAAGUCGACGGAGUUACAGAAUAUCAAAGAUAUUAAUAAUGAGGAUCUACGUCGCCAACGCGCAGUAGCGAAGAAGUCGACAGCCACGCCCACGCCCCCACCAGUGUCGAACCCCACACCCAUAAAGCUAGACAGCUUCUAUAGUCGAGUCGUGUACUAUACUCCAAAAAAAGCAGUGCGUCCAUACAAAAUAUCCGCGAAUCACGUCUGUGGACCGAAUUGUAAGAGAAAAGAUGUCAUGUCGUUGAAGGAUCUUCUCACGUACAAUCCACUCGCAAAACCACUGCUCAGUGGUUGGGAAAGGCAAAUAGUCCGGUCAAAAUACGACAAACGCGUAAUGUAUCGCGCGCCUUGCGGACGUCGUAUACGUAACAUGGAGGAACUGUUGCGUUAUCUGCAAACGAUCAAAUCGGAUAUGGGCGUGGAUCUGUUCGACUUUGGACCUAACACACAUUGUUUGGCCGAAUUUGUUAUCAAUAAGUACGUCGUUUCUAAGAAGGAUCUAUCGAAUGGCAAAGAGAACGUGCCGGUCCCGUGCGUGAAUUUCUACGAUGGUUCGCUGCCUGAAUUCUGUGCGUAUAGCACGGAGAGGACGCCGACAGCGGGAGUACCACUCAACUUGGACCCGGAGUUUCUAUGUGGGUGUGACUGUGAAGAUGAUUGUGAGGACAAAACGAAAUGUGCCUGCUGGAAGUUGACGCUAGAGGGAGCUAAAACUAUCGGAAUAGAGGGAGAAGAUGUUGGUUAUGACUACAAACGCUUGCCUGAACCAUUGCGUACAGGCAUUUACGAGUGUAACUCUAGAUGCAAGUGUAAAUCGACGUGUUUAAAUCGAGUCGUUCAACAUCCAUUACAAUUGAAAUUGCAGGUUUUUAAAACUCCGAAUAGAGGCUGGGGAAUUCGGGCUUUAAAUGAUGUUCCCAAGGGUUGCUUUAUCUGUAUUUACGUUGGAAAUCUACUUACAGACGCUACUGCCAACCUGGACGGUUUAAACGAGGGCGAUGAAUACUUGGCCGAGUUGGACUACAUAGAGGUCGUGGAGCAGACAAAGGAAGGCUACGAAGAAGAUAUCCCGGAAUCCAUUAAGGCUCUAGAUAAGAAAGAAAGUACUAAAACAUCAGACGAGAGUGAGACUGAAGAGGAGGAAGAAGAAGAAGAGGAAAUGAAGACUCAGAGCGAGGAUGAAGAGUUCAAACCUGUUGGCUACUCACCCAUACCUGAGGCCGUACAGUUCAAUAAGCGUUUGAGAAAACGAAAGAUGGAAGAAGAAAACAAAACAAUCAAGACUGAAUUGAAACAGGAUGAGACGGAAAAAGAAGGGAAUGGCGAAGAUGGAUGUAUCACAAUCAGUGAUGAUGAGGAAGUUCGUGAGCCGUCCCGUUUUACAGCUGCAGCUGAAAUGGGGGACGGUGAUUUUGUUUCUAGGCAUAGAUCUGUUCGUAAAUUAUUUGGCGAGGACGAGGCGUGUUACAUCAUGGACGCUAAGGUGCAAGGCAACAUUGGACGAUAUCUUAACCACUCAUGCUGCCCGAACGUAUUCGUACAAAACGUGUUCGUUGACACGCACGAUCCGCGUUUCCCGUGGGUCGCGUUCUUCGCGAGCACGCACAUAAAGGCCGGCAAAGAGCUGACUUGGAACUACAACUAUGACAUCGGUUCGGUUCCCGGGAAAGUUCUGUACUGCUACUGCGGGGAGACAAAUUGUAGAGGACGGCUGUUGUAGUUGUAUUAUCUGCAUUCACUGCCAAUAUUUUUAAUCUUCAUAUUUGUGUUGUGACGUCAUAAUUAGUUAAUAUUUUCGUAUCAUAAUAAUUGUAUUAGAUUUAUUUCCCACUUUCUGACUGGAGAGAAUAGCAAUUUUUCAUUGAAUACUUAUUGUAACUACAUAAUAAAAAAUGUAGUU